This is a messenger RNA of Dentiscutata erythropus, 726 nucleotides long. The record is from the annotation of a GenBank genome assembly. Lineage: Eukaryota; Fungi; Glomeromycota; Glomeromycetes; Diversisporales; Gigasporaceae.
AUGUCUGCUGUCACAACCAAUCAAGCACUGGUCCCAGAGGGACCAGGGUUGAAAGCUGAAGAAUGUAUUAUACGAGAUAAACUUAGCGAAAGAGAAGUAAAAGCAAUAUCUAGAAUCUUAGAGAAAACAUCCUCUGAUGCUGUCGUUGCCUUAUCUCGUCUUUCUAGGUUUCAAAGAGAAUUCGAGCAACGUGAAAAUGAAGGGGUUGAUUUUCUGAACCACUUUUUAUUAGAAUUAGUUAAGGAAAGAUUGGAUGGGUACAACAUAUCCAAUAUACCUGACAAGCAGGCCCUAGCUGAUGUAAUGAUUAUGCUCUGUAUUUGUCCUGCUGAAAUUAAAAACUUAUCACUGAAAAAGAAUAAAGAUCGAGCAAGAGAAUUGCUUACAUGGAUUCAGGAAGCAAUCGUUUCCGGGGAGUUAAGAGAUCCAGGAAAGCUUGGAUCUACAUACUUAAGUACGUUUCUAAAAAAAGAUGAGUUUCUUUCAGAAAGCGGUAAGCCAUUACUUCCUAGCUCUUUAUGCAAAUUAGAGGCAGUAUUUGCUUCUGUAGCACAUGGGCCUAAAAAUGUGUUGAAAGCUAACACUUAUGCUAGUAAAGCCCUUCAGCAUUCACUCGAUAACCAUGCUUCUCCAUCUAAGAGAUAUAUUAUAGUCAAUAUGCGAAAAAGAGGAAACCAUAUAAUCAGGCAAGAUUAUUCUACAUCUUCGAUGAAAACUAAUAUCUAA